GUGAAACCACAAUUGGCACAGCAGAAGCACCCUACCCGCAGGAUAUCGUCCUAAACGGUAUCGGCAUCCACCCGGAGCACUGUCGAAUCGUAAUCGACAAUGGAAACGCAACAAUCUGUCCGAACCCGUCCGCCACCUGUCUGCUCAACGCCAACAUCAUCGAGAACCCGACGGCCAUUAGCCAGGGAGAUAUCCUGCUGCUCGGUCGGACCAACAUGUUCCGCUACAACAAUCCGGCAGAGGCGGCCAAAAUGCGACAGGACAACAACCACGCCCAGCGAUCAUCGCGCCUAGACCUGUCCCGACUUUCGCUCAUAGCCGCCUCGCGGGAAAAUCUCUGCAGCAGUUUCCUCAGCGACGACGACAACGGCGUCAUCUCGUCACCUCAGAAUCCUCUGCGCUUCCGGCAGUACACUCCCAGUCGGGAAGACACCGAGCUGCAGGACGAACAUAGGAAAAUUCUGCAAACCAUCGAAAAUGCUUUGAAACAGUUGAACCUGGAACGGACGCGAAUGCACGAGCAGUUCAAGGCCAAGAUCAAACUGUGCCGCGAGGAGUUGGAACGGUUGGAGAGUACCAAGCGGGAUAAGUUGAUGAUUCUGGACUGCCGGAUAGACGAAUUGAUGGCCCGCCGCGAAAUGAUACUGUGGGAGAAGAGCAACGAAAAGACGCAGGUGGACAUUUUAGUUAGACAGCUAUCGGCCCUGCAAACGCAGCUAGACACCAAGAAGCGCGACUUCUACGAGUACGUUGCCAAAGAGCUCCAAGAGCUGCAGGACUGCGGCAAGCUGGACGAGGCCAGUAUUGAACUAAUCCAGAAGGCACCUCAGACAGAGGACUACUCGGAAAUCCUGUUGCUGAUUUCCAAAUCCUUGGACAACUACUCCGCACAAUACAUCCGAGAGUACAUCCGAAGGAAUCGCGAAGAGCUCGACAAAUACGAACGGGAAUUGGGCGAGAAAGAAUCUCAACUGGAGCAGAGUACGCGUAAGAUUGCCGAUCUAGACCAAAAGAUCGACGAACUGGAACGCCAAAACCAGGAACUGUUACAGCAACGUACCCAGCUGGAAAUGGAAGAAAUGCAGAAAAAGAAACAGUCCAUGACCCUAAACCUGUCGCGAACCACGGACUCCAACGCUCAAACAGAUCCCAACUCUUCCGAAGCGCUACAGAUGGUAGCGAGUAACUCCACGGCUCGUACCCUGGAAACCUGUGAUACCUUCCACACGGCUAAUUCGGACUGUUCGUUCGUAUCGGCCCUGAACACCCCGGCCUUGGAAGCGCUAAACCACUUGAUUCCGACGCCCAGUUCAACCGAAGGAACAGAAUCAGGAGCCGACCACGAGUCGGACUACUACGAGGAACCAGGCCACACGCAAGGCAUGAGUGACAGUGGCGUCAGCUUCGAGACGAACAAGCUCGGAGAGGGUGGCAAGUUGACGAAUGGUGGGAAGCUACUGUUCCAAUCGGAUGAUCACUGUUUGCUGUUGACGUCGUCAACACCCAACUCGAAGUACGUCAACAAGACACUGAUCGUGAAUGGAGGAGGUAGCAUAGAGAUCAGCGGAGAAGAAGUCGUGCGCGCAUCAACGAGUGAUGAGUCGGAUGAGAACUCGGAUCAUGGAAAAGGUGGUAGCGGGAACCGAUGUCGUGGAAACAAAAACAGUGUGCGAACGGAGAUUUUCGAUAUCCGACACGGGAUUCAUCCGCUGAGAGUCAACAGCCGCAGCGGAGAAGAAGAGGAAGGCGACGAUGAAGACGAUGAGAGACAUUCGCAUGCAAGCUCGCUGGAUAACAGCUCGAUAACAUCGUCCACGGCCAACUUGAUCUUGUGUGAGAUGAACCUGCUGAGGGAGAGCAUAGCAACGAAGAAGGCGGAGAUUAUGAAGAUACUGGAGACAAACGGCGACAAGACGAACCUGGACGGGAAAAUCAGUGAGCUGCAGGAUCUUCAAAAGAGGAUAAUGCAGCUGGAGAUUAAGGUGCAGGACGUCGAGAAGAAUUGUUUGUCUGACGAGGGGGGAUUGGAUUCGGUUCGGGACAUGCCGGGUAGUUUUACCGACAGCGAUGACAGCCGGAUAAACUCGUGCAUCUAUCCGGACUAUCUGAGGCAUCGAGCACAGACCAGUAUUUAUGCGCCGAGCGUGGCGCGAUCGCUGCCGUCGUUCGAAAGCGCGUCGGUCGAGAGAAUGCGUUCAGAGCAUUUCAUCAAUAUACCUACCUAUAUUAUUCGAGGGGCCGGAAAACAGACCCACUACGAGUACGAGGUAAAGCUAAACCUGCCGGACGAUCGAUGGACGCUACUCAGGCGAUACAGCAGGUUUCGGGAGCUGCACCUCAAAAUGAAAAAGGAGUAUGGCGAGAAGGUAACCAACAUCCCAUUCCCGCGCCGGGAGCUGUUCGCAUCGAACACGGAAUCGGUGGCGAAAACUCGCCGCCGCCAGCUUGAAACCUACCUGAGGCGGCUGCUGGUGGUAUGUUCUAAAAUACCGCAUAGCCCCAUCUACGAAGGCGAAGGACGACCGGGCCUAACCAAGAUUACCCUGAUAGAGUUGCACGCGGGCUUUUUCAAGAAGGGUUUGUUCGAAACGGGCAAGCAUGGAACCGGCUAGAACCGGUGGACGGGAGGUUGAAGUAAUAGUGUUUGACUUCCGGUUUUGUUUGUCGGAUUUUGUUUUUUUGAACGGUGGAAGCAAACAAAAAGUAAGGCUGAUUUUUGUAGAUAAACGAGCGAUUUGCGAAGUUAUAGAGUAAUGACGUAGCUGGAAGGCGUUCUCCCAGUUCGUUUUCGAUUUAAGCAGAUUUUAUUUAUUGUAAAUGACGAGCAGAUUUAUUAGGCGUUAUAGCUAUAGUGAGAUUGAUUAAGAUAGGAAGAGAGUGACACCAAACUUGAAGCAACAGCAGGAAUAUCGACGACAAUAAACCCCGCAACAUGGUGGAAGGACAGGAUCCUUCCCAGCUACUACAACACAAAUAGCUGCUGCACGAUCUCUUGUUCAACUGGGAAUUGCAUUUUACGUUGACAGAGAUUGCCACUCCCCAGGAAAAAAGGUAGGAGACGUUUUGUAGUGAAAAUGAUAAAAGGCUUGAUCCAGUUUUGUUCGUUAUGCAAAACCGCGAAUCCAAAGCCUAUUGAUGAAGUAGUAAAAACAAAUUAUAUUUAUGGCUUACGAGUCAAUUUUUUCAUAUACCUUCUAUGUUCAUUUGAGUACUGAAUUGUUAGUCAUCUUUCACAUGAUCCCCCAUAAUCACAAUUUGCCUUUACGUAACCCACAAAGACAUAUUCUGAAUAGUUUCGCGUGACCUACCCAUACAUACGUACGUACACAAUACACACAUUUAGGAACACUAGCUGUGAUUUUUCAAUUUGACUCCCGACUCUCGUGAUAGUCCUGUUAUCUCAUUAACUUUCAUUGGAGCGAUCGACAGCCGGGAAGAACUGCAUGAGAGUGGAUCGAUCAUGAUUUAGCGCAUACAAAGACCUGAAACACAAAACAUAUUGAUUAUGAUAGGUAGUAUUUGUAGGUACGGAACAUGUUUCUUAAUCAAAAUUGGAUUGCAUCUUGCUACUGGAGCUCGUUGGGAAGAUCUCGAGACGACAUACGUGCAAGCAUAUAAUAGUCAAAAAUAGGAAAAAAAUGUCAAAAACAGAGCUUGUUCGGACUUAAACAAUAUAACAGUGUAAGAUUUAGGAUACAAACUUAAGUGUUGACAACCCUUGUUCUUUGAAUGUAGUGACCUAAAUAUAAACUUAUUGGAACAACAAAUGACAGGUAUUCAUCUUUUAGAGGAAAUAGAAAUGGUCGUCUAGCAAUGCAACAAUCCUUGAGAAAUUAGCUAGAAUAAAUACCGAAAGAAACGAAACUACAAGUAAUACGUGGCAAUAUAGGAUAUUUGAUGUUAAAAUCAAAUUAAUAUAGCAAAUUUACAAAUCAAACAAGUUGGGCGCAUCAUGUGGUCGAGUUUUGUACUCACCAUUUGUAAAUCAUACACAUCACUCAUGAGAAUAAACUUAGAUUCGAAAGAUCGAUGAAAGC
This is a messenger RNA of Aedes albopictus (Asian tiger mosquito), 4037 nucleotides long. Its product is annotated as kinesin-like protein Klp98A. Gene Ontology annotation, biological process: microtubule-based movement. Gene Ontology annotation, molecular function: microtubule motor activity; phosphatidylinositol binding; ATP binding. The record is from RefSeq and is a predicted model, not a curated record. NCBI's taxonomy places the organism in Eukaryota, Metazoa, Arthropoda, Insecta, Diptera, Culicidae.